GAUUUGAAUGAGGGGUCAAUGUAUAUGGACAGGUAGGUUUCUAGAUUGAAUGUAGGUAAAAUGUCUAAUAGCAACAAGACUGGCCCAUCAAAGUCUAACAAGAAGAAAAACAAUUGGUUUAAACACAGAAAUUUUACCAACUCGCCAGUUCUUGUUUCACGUGCCCAACAAAUAAAUGUGGGACCUGAAGCUACAGCUGGUGGUUUCUGUCCAUACAAAGCUUGGAAUCAUUACUUUCCUCUGGAUGAAUAUUCCCCUACCAGUGAUAUAGUAGAAAGCAUCAAUGUCUUUGAUAAAUUUGUGAAAGAUUAUUUUACAACUCAUGACAUGAAUGAAAUUGCUACAAGAGCCUGUAUUGUUAUCGACUGCAAGAAUUUGGCAGCUCAUGUCAGUGUGAAAACAAAAUACCCAAACUUUGUUGCGAAUCUCAGAGAAACUCCUGAAAGAAUCAUAAACUGCAUUGGAUUGGCCACGCAUCAGUAUAUUAUUCGACAAUACCAACAACUUGCAAGCAAAGAGCAAACGAGAACUCAGAUGUUGGAAGCAUUAGCUGAUGUGCCAGUUAUUCGAGCUCGACUUUACAACUUUGAACCACUCACUGCAUUAAAACAUCUGAAAGCAAAAACUUUUGGUCAAUUUGUUGCAAUCCGAGGAACUCUGGUUAAAGUCAGCCAUGUUAAACCGCUAUGCACAACAAUGGCAUUCCGUUGCACAAUGUGUGAGCAGCUACAAGCAAUUCUGUUAAUCGACAACAAAUAUUCAACACCAACCAAAUGUGUGUCGUCUUCUUGCCGUGGUCGGUCGUUUGAACCUUUAAGAUCUCAUCCACUCACGGAAAUUACUGACUUUCAAGUUGUAAAACUGCAGGAAAGUGUAUCAGAAGAACAAAGGGAGACAGGUAGAAUGCCACGAACUGUUGAAGUUGAAUUGAGUCGAGAUUUGGCAGACACAGCUUCCCCUGGUGAUGUGGUGACCAUCACAGGUGUCGUUAAAGUAAAGAAAUCGGAAGAUGGAGUUCAUUUUUCCAAUAAAGCUAAGAACAAGUGCAUGUUCCUACUUCAUAUUGAAGGCAACCAUGUCAGUAACUCUCGUGGAAACACUUUAACCGAUUGUCGGGGUAACUCUGCGGAUGAGUUGUUGGAUUUCAGUGCUCGUGAUCUCGCUGGAAUUGAAGAAAUAAGGAAACAAGAUGACAUUUUUUCUCUUCUUGUUGCUUCACUCUGCCCAACCAUAUUUGGGCAAGACAUGGUCAAAGCUGGAAUGUUAUUGUGUCUCUUUGGUGGCAACCAAAACUCAGAUGAAGACAGGAUACCAGUUCGUGGAAACUCUCAUAUACUCUUGGUCGGAGAUCCAGGUCUUGGGAAAAGUCAACUCCUGCAAGCAGUUAGUAGAUUGGUUCCACGUGGAGUUUAUAUUUGUGGGAAUGCUUCAUCAAACAGUGGGCUCACUGUCACUUUAACGAGAGAUUCAGGGACCGGGGAUACAGGGUUGGAGGCCGGUGCGUUAGUGCUCGCUGAUCAAGGUGUCUGUUGCAUUGAUGAGUUUGAUAAAAUGACAAACCAACAUCAAGCAUUAUUGGAAGCAAUGGAGCAACAGAACAUCAGCAUUGCUAAGGCAGGGAUAGUGUGUAGCAUGCCAGCCAGGUGUUCGAUAAUCGCUGCUGCAAACCCUGUUGGUGGACAUUACAAUAAAUCAAAGACUGUUUCGGAAAACUUAAAGAUGGGAGGAGCUUUACUCUCACGGUUUGAUCUCGUUUACAUCCUCCUUGAUACUCCUGAUGAAAAACGAGAUAAGCUUCUAUCUGAUCAUGUCAUGGCAAUGCAUACUGGAAGAAAAAAGAAAGAAAGUUUAGUCAAGCAACUUGCUGCUGCUUCAUCAAGAGAAAACAUAAGCAUGGGUUUAUUGCAUGAUAGGUUAUCUAAAUACGCACGGAAGGAUGACUGUGACCCGGUGCCUUAUUCGCUAUUGUGGAAGUACAUUGCAUAUGCGAGAAAAACAAUGAAACAAGUAAACCUUAGCCCAGAAGCAUGCCAGGUUUUAAAAGAAUUUUAUUUGGAACUUCGGAAAAAAGGUUAUACAGCUGACAGCACUCCUAUUACUACAAGGCAACUGGAAUCACUGAGAAGAUUGACCGAAGCAAGAUGCAAAGUGGAGUUUAGGGAAGUCGCGAGUGCUGAGGAUGCACGCGAAGUGGUGGAGAUCAUGCAACAUUGCUUGUAUGAAACAUUUGCCGAUGAAACUAAUUCUCUUCAAUUUGAACGAUCCUUCCAUGGCACUGGUGUUAGUAAAAGAGGAAAAGUUAAAAAAUUAAUCGCUCUAUUAAAUAGGGAAGCAAGUUACAAGUCAAGCAACCUUUUUAGCACAAGUGAUAUUCGUGCACUAGCUCAAAAAAUUGGCAUUGAAGCAACUUUUGUUUCGGAACAAAUUGAAGUUUUAAACAACCAAGGAUUCCUGAUCAAAACUGGAUCUUCUAUGUACAAAUUACAAACAAUGGAUUGAUACACAAGAAUUCAUAUCUCGUUGUUUCUCACUGCCAUGUUGUUAUUUCUUUACUUACUUCUUUUUUUGUUUUUUAAAUAAAUAAUAAAACCAUGACAUUCUA
Ciona intestinalis (vase tunicate) is the source of this 2602-nucleotide messenger RNA. The record is from RefSeq and is a predicted model, not a curated record. NCBI's taxonomy places the organism in Eukaryota, Metazoa, Chordata, Ascidiacea, Phlebobranchia, Cionidae.